AUGGACAAGAAAGUAGAAACUUUUCAACAGGAGGCAGGUGACGUUCCAACAGUUGUGUGGGAUGAAAUCACCAGCCAUUUGGAUGCGCACUACGUCAGCGCACCAGAAGCCUGUUGGAGAAUCUUCAAGUUCCCCUUAUCAGACCGGUCUCAUGCCAUCUGUCGACUGGCCGUCCAUUUGCCCCGAGAACAGUCGGUUUUUUUCCUGCCUUGCAAUGAACAGCAUGCCGCCAUCAACGCUGCCACCAUUGACACCAACCUGACGGCAUAUUUCAAGCUGAAUAGCGAAGACGACAACGCAAGACAGCAUUUCUACCGAGAAAUCCCUCACCACUACGUGUUCAUGAAGAAAAUCUAUUCGUGGAAACCUAGAUGCAGAAGGUCUAGAAUCAUCAGUCGCCUCUACACGGUGGGCGUCAGGCAAGUGGAGCGUCAUUGCCUUCGAUUACUGCUCAUCAACGUCAAGGGAGCGACAAGUUUCGAGCAUCUUCGAACGGUCGACGGAUUACUAUAUGCCACUUUCAAAUCUGCAGCCAUCGCACUCAAUCUGCUAGAAGACGAUAGGGCGUGGUCAACGACCAUGGAAGAGGCAGCCGUUUUCCAAAUGCCAGUUCAACUGAGGCAACUCUAUGUCGACAUUUGCCUCUACUGUAAUCCUACAGAUGCCGCAACUCUGUUUGAUGCCAACCUCAAUCAUCUCAUGGAAGACUUUAUUAGGAGCGGACAUGAUGCCAAUGUAGCCAAAAAUCUGACGCUGAAAUGGAUUCAGGACAAGCUACGUCUCAACAACAAGACGAUGGAAGAAUUUUCCUUGACUGUUCCUGACUUUCAUCUCAUCAACCAACUGAUUGAAGCCCAAAUGGAAAGAAACGACGACAACGUGAGGCAACAAAAGCGAUUGAUGGGUGAAAUGAUGCUGGCUUAA
Molecule: messenger RNA, 924 nt
Organism: Daphnia magna
Lineage: Eukaryota; Metazoa; Arthropoda; Branchiopoda; Diplostraca; Daphniidae
Exons: 1
Coding region: 1-924 (307 amino acids)
Source: RefSeq, a predicted model, not a curated record